AUGCCAGCCGGUACUUUUGUGCGGACGUCUCCAUCCGCUGUGGCUGCCACACCGGCCAGUGGUGACUCCACACCGGAAAAACCCCGCACUCUGUCAGAAAAUAGAAAGUCCUCUAAACCAAUCAUGGAAAAGCGGAGACGCGCGCGCAUCAACGAGAGUCUGGGCCAGCUGAAGACCCUCAUCAUGGACGCACUCAAGAAAGAUAGCUCCAGACACUCCAAACUGGAGAAGGCGGACAUCCUGGAGAUGACUGUGAAGCACCUGAGGAACCUGCAGCGACUUCAGAUGACCGCUGCUGUGAACACAGACCCGUCCAUCCUGGGUAAAUACAGAGCCGGCUUCAGUGAGUGUGUCGGAGAGGUCACCCGUUUCCUGUCCACGUGCGAAGGGGUGAACGCAGAGGUGAGGACCCGCCUCCUCAGCCACCUGGCGGCCUGCGUGGCCCAAAUCAACACUGUGAACUUCUAUACACCUCACCCAGGUGCACUGGGACUUGGACAGACCGGUGCACACAUCCCAGCUGCUUCCGCUCCACAGAUGCCCUGCAAAAGCGGCUCAGCGAUGCACGUCUCCCCGGACGCGAUGAAGCUGUACGGCGGCUUCCAGGUCCUGCCAGCGCCGGAUGGACAGUUUGCUUUUCUUGUCCCCAGUGCAGCUCUCGUCCCUCUAAGUCCACAAAACAGCCAUCACAUGUCACCUGUUGCACCUCCGCUCACCUCAGACUCUGUGUGGAGGCCCUGGUAG
Chelmon rostratus (copperband butterflyfish) is the source of this 744-nucleotide messenger RNA. Its product is annotated as transcription factor HES-1-B-like. Gene Ontology annotation, biological process: regulation of transcription by RNA polymerase II; anterior/posterior pattern specification; regulation of neurogenesis. The record is from RefSeq and is a predicted model, not a curated record. Gene Ontology annotation, cellular component: nucleus. The coding region runs from base 1 to 744 and encodes 247 amino acids. Lineage: Eukaryota; Metazoa; Chordata; Actinopteri; Chaetodontiformes; Chaetodontidae. Gene Ontology annotation, molecular function: protein dimerization activity; RNA polymerase II cis-regulatory region sequence-specific DNA binding; DNA-binding transcription factor activity, RNA polymerase II-specific. The transcript has 4 exons.